Molecule: messenger RNA, 5801 nt
Organism: Bombus pyrosoma
Lineage: Eukaryota; Metazoa; Arthropoda; Insecta; Hymenoptera; Apidae
Gene: NLG-3
Product: neuroligin-4, X-linked
Exons: 11
Coding region: 1627-4044 (805 amino acids)
Biological process (GO): postsynaptic membrane assembly; chemical synaptic transmission; synaptic vesicle endocytosis
Cellular component (GO): postsynaptic membrane; cell surface; synapse
Molecular function (GO): neurexin family protein binding; signaling receptor activity
Source: RefSeq, a predicted model, not a curated record
UCCGAGGAUCAAGUAACGGAAAGAUCGGCUCCUCUGGUCCAGCGGGGUUCGCGUCCGCGUCUCGCGUCCUUUUCCUUCUAAUGCAUGAUCCUCGCGAUCUAUCUGUGGAUUGGAUCGCGUUACGCGGCCACCACGUGACGAAGGAAUCACCACAUGACUCCAGGAAGUGUGAAGUGCGCGAAGAGAGUGUUCUCGGUCCAGUGUCGUCGCGUGUGUCAUUCCGAGGCAAAUUCCGGCCGAAUCGAAGGGACUGCGUGCAUUCGUACGAUUUACAUUAUCUAUCGUUGCUCGUUAAAAACAAGGGACGCGAUCUGUUACCGCUAAAUAUUUGCGAACUGCCUCUGAACUGGUCCAGUACGGCGUAAGAGGGACGUGAACCAGGUGAUCGCGGGGGUGAACAGUGCAUGUAGACGCAAGUUGUCUGACCGAGGCAGUUUGUUGGUUAGGACGCAAUGGAACGACACGUCGUUUGACAGUGAUUCGGUGUGAAAUUUUCGUCAACCGUUAGUGAUCGAUCGAAGUUCGUGUGUUUGGAUGCUGGUUCAUUGAAGCUGCUCGGAUUACGAAAUGUCCAUAUUAGAUAGUGAUAUUCUAGAACAAUAACGUCGUUUUAUUCUAUACCAAGUUAUUGCCAAAUGCUUUUUGCACAAUUCCGUGAAAGACAAAUAUAUACGAGAAACAGAGAGGGGAUGUCCGCGUAAAAGCGGAAGAAGAAAAUUUGAGAAGCUUCAGUCCGUCCAAAAGAAAGGAAAGAGAAAGGGAAUAGAGAAGAGCAGUAAAACGGUGGACGUAAUUCGACGGCAUCCGGUGCCUUGCUUCCUCUAUUCGCUCUGGCGAGCUAGGUCAUAAGAAUGAAGCGAACCGGUAAACAUCGGAGCCGUGGCUUUCUCUUGGGCAUCAUUAGGGCGAGCGCUUUUUAUUUGUACCGCCAUAUCAAGCAUGCUAUCAAGAACGAGAUCGUCUUUUUGUAACUCUCACGAUAUUUUUAAAAUGAUCUGGGCCAUUGCACUGAAACGACGAACUACCCUUCUCGAAGUUUAAUCCAGUUGUGUUGUCGUGUCGACGCAAUUAGGACACCAUUUUCGAGAUACCAUCGAAAAAUCGUGUCAGGCAUAACAGACGAAAAAAAGCUGUGCUGCGUGAACUCGCCGUAUUUACCUUUCAUAACGCUGACUCGGGGAUGUCUUUGGCCGUGUGUUGACUGCUCGUGGAAGGUCGUCAGCAGGUUUUCCCGGAAGAAUAGACAAACAACGUUGAACGUGAAAAGGGACUCGGUUUGAAUUGACAAACUCGUUCAUCUUUCGGCGAUAAUAACAUCUAACGGAUCUCUGAAAGCCUGAGAAUGAGAUGAAUGUACUUCGAGGAGCAAUUAAACGUCGUAAAGAAUAAACGAACCCUUUGGGUUGUACGUUUCGAACAUUGUGGAAUUCGUUUCGACGCCGAUCGCCUACUGAUGCAUCCUGGACGCGCACCUGGUCCUCGUGGCGACGAGGUGGGCACGAUCGCGCGCGUUCCAGCCUCCGGGGGCGGGUAGAAGUUCUAGGGGGAAAUGAAAUCGUUGGUCGAGCUCGAGUGAUCGCGAAAGGGAGCAGGCGUGGAGACGGGGUUUCAAGGGCGCGAACGAAGAUGACGUCGUCGAUCCUGGCGCUGCUCGGCCUAAUCCUGGCGACCGCCAGCGCCGAGCUCAGCUCGAGGAUCGUCAGGACAAAGUAUGGGGAACUAUCGGGCGUUAUCGUGACCCUCGAUCGGCACCUCGAGGGCGUCGAGGUGUACCGUGGCGUUCCGUACGCGUCGCCGCCGAUCGGCUCGUUGCGUUUUAUGCCCCCUGUCAGCAGUGCGCUUUGGCACGGCGUUAAGGUGGCCGAUAAAUUCGGGCCUGUUUGCCCGCAAAGGCUGCCCGAGCUUACCGAUAAAAUGCCGAAAGGUAGAGUCGAGUACUUGAGGAGGCUGCUGCCCUACCUAAAGAACCAGAGCGAGGAUUGCCUGUACUUAAACAUUUACGCACCGGUUCAAGCUGGCGCGAGGGACGGAGGAGGCAGGAGAUACCCGGUGAUCGUGUUCGUGCACGGCGAGAGCUAUGAAUGGAGCAGCGGCAACCCCUACGAUGGCAGCGUGCUGGCGAGCUACGGGGGUGUCGUCGUCGUCACCAUAAAUUAUAGACUCGGUAUUUUAGGCUUUCUAAACGCCAACACGGAUUCGCACUUACGCUCGCCGGCGAAUUACGGCUUGAUGGAUCAGAUCGCUGCGUUACACUGGGUGCAAGAGAACAUCGGCUACUUUGGUGGUGAUCCUAGGAACGUGACGUUGGUCGGCCACGGUACCGGGGCUGCUUGCGUCAAUUUCCUAAUGACCAGUCACGCGGUGCCAGACGGCUUGCUGUUUCAUCGCAGCGUUCUAAUGUCUGGUAGCGCGCUUUCACCAUGGGCGCUGGUGAGAGGAGCUGCAAAUUACGCUCUGCAAGUUGCCAAACAUCUAAAUUGCUCGUGGGCCGCAGGUGAUCCCCAGGCAUUGCUCAAAUGCCUGAGAGAGGUGCCGCUGGACGCGCUGGUUUCGGUCCCCGUAAAAGGGUUGGAAUUCGCGCCUGCUUUCGGACCCAGCAUAGACGGCGUGGUGAUCGAUCCGGGCGAUCCUGACGAUCAGGAUUUCACUCUGCAAGUGGACACGAUCAAUACGUUGAACAACAUCUUGAUGCGGAAGGACGUCGUAUCGAAACUCUCGAGAUACGAUCUGAUGAUCGGCGUUGUCCGAUCGGAGGCGUAUUUCGCUUUAACGGCGGAUGACGCGCAGUACGGGAUCGAGGCUGACAGAAGAACAAAAAUUCUACGCGAGUUCGUACGUAACACGUACACGUAUCAUCAAGCAGAGAUCUUGGCGACGAUAAUCAACGAGUAUACCGACUGGGAACGACCUGUUCAACAUCCAGUGAACAUAAAGGACGAAACCUUGGAAGCUUUAGGAGAUGCCAACACCGUGGCACCGGCUACGAGAACAGCAGACCUUCACAGUCAAUCCCAUCGAAACUCUUACCUGUACGUGUUCGAUUAUCAGACAAAGUUCGGCGAUUAUCCUCAGAGACCAGGCUGCAUCCACGGCGAGGACCUACCAUAUUUUUUCGGAGCACCCUUGGUAGGUGGUUUAUCCCAUUGGCCCAAGAACUACACAAGGCCAGAGAUCACUCUGUCCGAGAGCGUGAUACUCUAUCUGACGAACUUCGCACGCACCGGAAAUCCGAACGAGGGAACGCCGGACGUUGGACCGUUGAGACCCGAGAGAACAAAGUUGAAGAACAUCGAUUGGAUCGCUUACGAAACGGUGCACAAGAAGUACCUGAGCAUAGAGAUCAAGUCGAAGCUGAAGAACCACUACAGAGCGCACAGACUGUCGUUUUGGCUGAACCUUGUGCCUGACCUCCAUAAGCCUGGCUCCGACGAUGUUCCUAGAUCGCAUCAUCUGCUUGACACUGAACAGGUGCCACCCAGAUUCAUCCAGAGGAUACCAACGACGACACGGAUGACUACGGUGGAGGUAACGCUCGCGGAGAGGACGCAAAACGUCUCGACAGCGAUACCAAGCGAGCUAGCCUUCGAAGAUUCGACCACCCAACCGGAAGAUGGGUUCGCAGCUUACUCCACAGCCCUCAGCGCAACCAUAGCGAUUGGCUGUAGCAUAUUGGUCCUUAAUGUUCUAAUUUUCGCGGGUGUAUGCUAUCAGCGCGAUAAGAGCAACCAACAUAAUUGCACAAAAAAACGUCAGGAGAAUGGACAAAUGCCUAACAACAUUUGCGGAGAUCUGGACACGAAGAGUGUCGAAAGGCACCAUAUUCAACAUAUUCCGCCACCAGAGUUUGCAGAUUUGCAGAACAAUAGCUGUCACGUACCGAUGCCACCUCCACCGCCGAAGAACACAAAACCGGGAAAGCCAGGACAGAAUCUUAUCAUCAGUCCUAAUCAACUUCAACAGGAAAGUAUGGCGAUGACUGGCACCGGGACGCUGAAGAAGGGUCACAAUCAUCAGCAACAGGUAAUGGACGAGCUGAGAGUUUGACUCCACGAGCACCUCGUGAAUGUAGCCGAACAGCUACGAACGACUGAUAGUCACGUAAAGUUUAAUUUGCACCGUACGCUCGUGCAUUUGAAAGCACAGAAUGGAAAGGGACUGUUAGCGUUUUAAGGAAACGUUCUGAAACCUUGUCGUGAAUCUGUUGACAGUUCUGGAGAAACUGAAGAAGAUAGGUGCAUCGAAUUUAUUGCAACACUGGGUUUCUCCAUGUACGAGAUCUGUCAAAUCUGUCAGGCGUCAAAACGUCGAUCAUAUUUCUUUAUAAUUGACAGAAGUAAUGUUAAUUCGCGACAAUGCAAAGAACGAACGUUCGACUGUGCUUGUUGCUGACAAACUUAUCCAAAUCCCUUCGGUGAAAUCGCUCACGAACGUAAAAUCUCGUGAGUCUGACUCCUUGUCCUUUUCUACUUACUCCGGUAAAACAAAGAGAAAGAAGAAAACCUUGCGACCAACUGCCGAAAAAUCGUAUAGUCUUCGAUAUAUAAUUAACGAUGUCUAAGUAGAAUCUUUGAUCCUCGAGGAAACAUUGGAACCGUUUCUCGACGAUGGCUCAAUCGUUCUCCCAGAAAGAUUAUUUCUCGAAUCUUUUGUAACUCUUCACGGUCCAAAGAAUUUUUUCUUCUUUCUGAUCGAGGAAUUGAACAUUAUCGAAGAAUUCUGUUGAACAAAAACUAAAAGUAUCUAAUGAAAACCGCGAGGAGGUAAGCAUUCUGUUUCUAAACAACGUUCACUUCGAUAUCAGGCAGAAAGAAUGCACGUACGAGUCAGACUGGCUUAUUUAUACAUCUAUUCUUUCGACAAAUGGUAGAUUCUCGGCCAGAUUUGCGAUUCAGUGACUCGUGCGUUCGAUUCCUUCUUCGUAGAAUUAGAAUUUCGAAUAAGAUCCAUUUGCAUCAUCGACGACAUUUCCAGCAGUCUAUGAAACUUCCAUUCUUUUCUGAAAUUAAAUUAGUCGAAGUACUUUCCACUGUCCCACGAGAGAAAGAAACAGAGCCUCGGAAUCGAUCGUUCGAUUAUCCACGCUCUGUCACUGCCACGGUGAACGAGCUCAUCUGGUGAAAUUCAAAAAGCUGGAAGUAGUGUCGAUCGGCCUAGAUGCUCAAUAAAAAGUUACAAAACAAAAGGAACAAAUAAACAUAAAAAGAAAUGGCCACCGAUGACACGAUGCAAUUGAGAUCUCGAAUAGAGCGGCGUCAUAAGAGGGUUCUUUUUUUACAAACGUAAAAAACAGGAAGAAACGAGAUCGUCUUAUGAUAGAUGAUUUAUCGUUAAAACUAUACAACAGCAUACUGCCAAACAGUUGAAAGCGAUACUUUUAACUUGGGAUGCGAGUCAAUACGAAGUGUCGAUAAUGCUACAAUAGUGAUCGCCUCAAAACGAAAAAUCGUCGAUCGUAUGUACAGUCGCGAUUCGAAAAAGAAAAAUCGGGAAACGAGUGGUUUUUGGUCCAAUUUUUUUUUUUUAGAUCGUGGCUACGUCAAACAUUCUAACGAAGCGUGGACGUACUGUAUGAAAACAGAAUGGGUUUAGACUGUAAAUAAUAAUUAAUUUAACUUAGUGGUUUGUCAAGUCGUUUGUGGCAAGAAUUUUGUGGUGUAUGAAACGACGAAGAAACGAGGAAACCGAUUGUAAUUGCACUUGUGUCGAGUAACAAGAUGGUGUGUCAGCGUAGAAGCACUGGACGUAAUUUUAAAUUUGUAUAUAAUUGACAUUACAAUAAACUGUGUAAACAAUUACAAUUA